Molecule: messenger RNA, 1818 nt
Organism: Drosophila arizonae
Lineage: Eukaryota; Metazoa; Arthropoda; Insecta; Diptera; Drosophilidae
Gene: Vajk1
Product: chitin-binding protein vajk1
Source: RefSeq, a predicted model, not a curated record
AGCAAAACACAACAAAAAAUACAAAAAUAAAAAAUAAAGAGAAAAAAAUAAACCAAACAAGCAACUCAACUCGACUCUAGCCGAACGAACCAUUCACCAUUCGCUGCAUGUGUUUUGGGGCGAUUGCGAUUAUGAUUAUGCUAUAGUAUAUAGUAUUAUUGUUGCGGUUGCUGCUGCUGUUGUUGUUGCUGCUGUUGCUAGACUUCGGGCUUACAGUGUUCGUCGUCGUUGUCUUCGUUUCAUUCAUUCGGUUUGCCUUUUUGACUGUUAGUUAGAGUAUAAAAGUUCGGGCUGGCACUGCAGUGGGCAUCAUUAAACCGUUAACCAUCGAACAGUGUGGAGUGGUACGGAACGUGUAACAGAGUUUGGUGCAUAGAGAGAAUCCUUCCAUAAUAUUCCACAAAUAAUUAACGAAAUCUUAAUCGCAAUACGAUUUCAAUCGUUCGGGCACAGUUCGGUUCACAGUUCGACGGAUAAGCAAUAAUCCUCGACAAGGAUAUUUAACGUCAACAUCAUGAAGUUGAUGCGUACAGCGACAUCGCUGGCUCUGGUGCUGCUCCUGGCCACCAGCUACGCCCAGGCUGGCGAGGAGAAGAGCGAGGCUGCCGAGAAAACAGCAGCUGAGCCGUCAGAGAAAAAGGCUGAGGAAUCAGCAGCAGCCGCUGAUGAUACCACCAAAUCGAAACGUGGCCUGCAUCAUUAUGAGGAUUACCAUCAUCAUCAUGUGCCGCACUUCCCGGUGCAUGAGGAGAAGACUCUCACCGUGAUCAAGAAGGUGCCAGCGCCAUAUCCCGUCGAAAAGAUUGUCCAUGUGCCAGUGGAGAAGCACGUUCAUGUGCCCGUCAAAGUCAAGGUGCCCAAGCCAUAUCCCGUUAUCAAGCACGUGCCCUAUGAGGUUAAGGAGAUCGUGAAGGUGCCCUACGAAGUGCCAGCGCCAUAUCCCGUCGAAAAGAAGAUACCCUACCCCGUCCAUGUGCCCUACGAUCGUCCAGUGCCCGUCAAGGUACAUGUGCCCGCACCCUACCCCGUUGAGAAGAAGGUUCAUGUGCCAGUCAAGGUACAUGUGCCCGCUCCCUACCCCGUCGAAAAGAUCGUCCACUACAAGGUAGAGAAGCACGUGCCUGUCGAGAAGCCGUACCCCGUCGAAAAGGUCGUCCACUACCCAGUCAAGGUGCCCGUUGAGAAGCCCGUGCCCCACUAUGUGGACAAGCCAGUGCCCCACUAUGUGGACAAACCAGUGCCAGUGCCCGUGAUCAAGAAGGUGCCAGUGCCCGUCCAUGUGCCCUAUGAUCGUCCCGUGCCCGUUCAUGUUGAGAAGCCAGUGCCCUAUGAGGUGAAAGUACAUGUGCCCGCACCCUACCCAGUGAUCAAGGAAGUGCCCGUUAAGGUUGAGAAACACGUUCCGUACCCCGUCAAGGUGCCCGUGGAGAAGCCCGUUCAUGUUCACAUUGAGAAGCAUGUGCCCGAGUACCAUGAGAAGCACGUCAGCUACAAGGAGCCCGAGUUUGUGCACAAGCACAUCGAGGAGGAUCAUCAUUAUCAUCAUCAGGAACAGCAUCAUGAGCCCAUCCAUCAUUCAUCAUAUUCGGCACCCAUUGAGGAGCAUCAUCAUGAAGAGCAUGAGGUGCAGCAUGAUUUUAAUGACUAUCAUGAUUUUCAUUCAUAUCACGGUUACUAAAAUUGGUGAAAUGAACAUUUUUCUCUUUUCUCUCUCUCUCUCUCUCUUUUUCACUCUCUUUGCAGCAUUGAGAAUAUCGGUUAUGAACGGUAACGGUUAUGAGAAUGGAUAUAUAGCUAAACUGAACAAAAAAAAAAAAA